UGCAGAGGCGCGUGCUGAAGGCGAACCAAAUAGCGGCGAACACCGUUCGAAUGUACCACCAAGCAGUUCGAUUGAAUGUGAUUCAUGAGUCAGGCGCCGACUACUGAUCGGAAAACGUCUGUUUAUAUUUGUCUUGUGUGUGACCGAACAGCGAGAAAAAAAGAAAAGAAGAAGACAUUGCAACACAUAUCAUCAUCAUCGGCUGCUUUCUUGACACAAAUUCUUGUGCACCCGAAAAAUUGUUUCUUCGUUUUUUUUUUCUGUAAAUUCAUUCAGCGAAAACUGUUUUUUUUUUCUGUUCAUGUGUACGUAUUUGUGUUUUUGAUUUGAUUAUAAAAUAAAAACAACAAAACAUUCGUGUAGUUAAAAAAAAGAGUAAUAUUUUGUCGAUUGAAAUGAUGGGAAAAUCAAAGCGAGUGUUGAAUUUGUGAACAAAAUUCUCAAUUCAUUUGAAAAUUGAGAAUGUGUGUUGAAACCGAUAAUCAGACGAAGCAACAAAAAAAAUAUUACCAACCGAAAGAAAAAAAAACCGACCGAAUAAUCAUGAAAACCACCACCGAAGUAGUUUGUAUUUGAUUAUAACCAGAAAUGACGAAGAUUAAACGAGAGAGAUAUCAAAAGAGUAUUGUUGUCAUUCCAUCGCACACGAUAAUUUUCCCAUUUGUGAUUUAUGUUUGCUUAACUGAAUUAAGAAAAUAAAUCCGUUGAGAUUAAGCAAAAAUUUAAGCAGCUGUUUUGAUGUGUGAGGCCUUGGCUGUGCUCGAUAUUUUCGGAGUUAGUGUGUGACAUACGAAACGAACGCGAAAUAAUACAACAUACAUACAGAAAAUAAAACAAGUAGUAGCUAACCGCAACAAGUAACAAACGCGGUGACGGCAAAUUGAAAGAGAAAAAAAAGUGUUACACAGACGUGAAUUGACAAUGAAAUUUCGCGCAUUUCGAAUAUGAUCUGAAUAGCUUCGUUCCCAAAACUGUCGAUUGAAAACUCAACAUAUUUUAUUAUCAUUUUGUACGAAAAAAGAGAUAGAUGUCGAUGUGUGCGUUACGAAUCACAUUAAUCGAGCACCGUUCCAAAGAAAACGAAGAGAAAACUAAACGACAAUAAUAAUCGAAGAGACGAAACGUAAAAAAAGAGACGUAGAGAAAGAAAAAUAGAAUUCAAUACAUUUGGUUUAUCGAAUGGAAAAGUAUCAUAGUGUUUGGCAUAAAAUACGACACCAAUUUCAAUUCAAUAAAUCCAUGAUUGAUAGAAUUGUGAUGUAGCCAAAACAAAUGUAUGUUUUCUGUUGUUUUUCUCGUCUUUUUUGCGCUGAAAUCUUUGUAAAUCGCGCGUCACUAGAAGAAAACCGUCCAUUUUGCGAGAAAAAAAAAUGUUACUUAAAUGCUGUGUAUCUUUGAUUAUGUGAUCACAUAUGCGCGCAUCGAUAUAUUCGCGACUAGAUUUUCGGAAUAUAUAUAUAUAUAUAUACCUUGGUGACGUGACAUUCUCUCCAUCGGCUUUUUAAAAUAGUGUCGGUUAUUUUUCUGACACAUCAAAUGUUAAAUCUCACGACAGCCAUCGACAAAACGAAACAGAAAAAAAUAAAUUUAUCAAAGAAACACAAACAGUUUUUCAAUGGGAAUAUGUUUAAUGGACUUAAAUAUCGGUGUGAUGUUAUCACAAUGAAUAGUGUGCAUCAUUCGUUUAGUGAUUGAAUCAUAUGUUGAAAAAAAAAAAAGAAAAAAAAGAAACACACAAAGCUGAUUAUUGUCGUAGUGAAUCAUUAUCGUCAGCCUAACUUGUUCAAAAUAAAUUGCCCUUUGGGAAUAGUUCAACACAUCGUACACGAUAAAAUACAAUAUUUUUUUUCUUCUUCUCUAUAUGUUGCAUGGUUCAGGUACGUAUCAAGACAAAGAGAAACCAUAAUCCAUUUCCUGCCCGUUCAGGUGAAUUGUGCACUUUUGCUUCAAGACGCGGUAUGGAGUGUAUGCCAUUGAGAACAUCAUCGGGAGCAUAUCAUUAUCACGUGAACGAUCAAACAAAAUCUCUACAGGAACUACAGAAUGAAGUGGGCGCAUUGUUGGAAUUCAGAGAUCUGGUUAUCGAAACCUUCCCCGAUCUCAAGAAUAAAAUGGCUUCAAUAUCAGCGUCCAGUACCGGUGUGCCGUCAGCGUCAUCGCUGGCUUCAAGCAGACGUGAAUGGGAGCCAGGUAUACGUGUUCGACGUAAACUAACCCACAAAGAGACAUCCGAUAUUCACAAUUCGUCUUCGUUAACGCGAAGCCGAAGUAAUUCACAUAGUGGUAAAAAGGAACCAAAGAGUGGCGAAGGUAACAAUGCUAGUGUUAUACAAGAUUCGGGAUUUUCCACCGAAACCAGUUCAUCGAAGGAGACGCAUAGUGCGACAUCGACAAAUGGUGCGGGCGCAACGACUGCCAUCGGCGGCAGUAAUUCGGCGUCCGGUUUCCAGCGUGUAUCAUCGCACGAGGCCGAAGACGAACUAUGGAAUUUAUUAGAUGUGAUACACAGAAAAAGUACGCGGCUACGAGACGAAAUGGAGCAUUUGCGGUUAAUGGAAGGUGACGACAAAAGUCCACUUUCACAUCAUCACCAUCAUCACCAUGAUCAAUAUAUGGCCGGUGCGCAUGAAUCGAGCAAUCGACACCUGUCGGACAUGUUUCAAUUGGAACUGAAUCGAAUCAAUGGUGAGGAUAUGGCAACGUUGCGAAAGGAUCGCGAUCGUUUGCUUGACAAAUUGGCCGAAAUGGAAGCGGAGGUAGUGGCCGGCCGGAUACGAACAAAUCAAAUGGAAGAUGAUGUGAAUGCAUUAAACUUAGUCAAACUUGAUCUGGAGGAACAAUUACGAACUGCACUUAGUCAAAAACUAGAGCUAACUACCCGAUUGCAUGAUCUGCUAUCCGAUCGAAAUGACAUUCCAGCGAGCAGUUAUGCGGAUUUGCCGAAGGCUCGCCAACGCUCAUCGAUGGCUGUACGGAAACUUUCGUCGCCGGAUACAUCAACGUAUCAUCAUUCGAAUGUGUUGGGAAAUAAGAUUAGUAGCAAUAGUAGUGCCGUUACAAAUAAUACAUUUUCAGCAGUCAUUGUUAAGUCAUCCGCAUCAUCGCAAUUACCAAAUUCAAAACAAGACAGUGAUACGAACACCCAACUGUUGUUUGGCGAUACAAUCGCGCAGCCGCCAAACAAUAGCAACAACAAACAACAAGAAUACACAUUGGGCCGUUUGGAUGGUUUGGUCAGUUCGCCCAAUCGAUGUAGUAAAGUGCGUGUGGCCGAUUCCAGGAAGAUAGCUGCCAUAUUAUUAGAAACAAAUAUUGUCGAAUUGCAACGACAUUUAUUGACAAUUACAGUUCAAAAUCAGGCUCUUACACAGAGAUUAGAACAAGCAACUAAGUCGAAAAUAUACCUAAUCAAAAAGUUAGAUAAGGCGAAAGAGGAAAUUGAUGACCUAAAAUUUCAGUUGGAAGAGCGGAAUAUUGAAUUAGAGGGUACGAAAGCACAACUCCGGGUACUGGCAUCGAAAUCAACAAAAUCGGAGUACGGUCAAGAGGCGACAUUUGGUUCGCCCGUGAUUAUGAGUCAGGUGUCAACGCCUAGCAUGAAGGCAAUGACACCGUUGGCCUUAGACGAACUACAAAACAAUAGCAGCAGCACGGAGUCGGCGCAUGAUAAUGCGGAACGAGACAGUAGUGUACGCGGUACACCAUCAAAGUAUCGUCCAUCAAAAAUCCCAUUGCCGGGUUCAAAAAGUUAUUUAGCACCAAAACCACCGACUGGUCGCAAUUUUGUUAAUUCACGCAGUCCAUCCGGGCCGCCGUCAAAUAAGAGUCUCAACAAAAGCACCAGCAGUCUAAACAGUCGCUAUGAUAUGUCAACAACAUCCAUGCAAAAGUCCAGCCCGAGUGCGUCAACAUCACCGAAUCUAUAUCGGCCCGAGUCGGCACAAAGCCUACGCAAGGAUAUGUCAUUGAACAAUACGAAUCGGAAUAGUUCAUCGAUACCGGUUUCAACGCCAAAAGCGUCACCAACACGAUCAAGUCCAGCCAAAAAUUCGCCCGUACCAAAAACCAAACGCGAAUCACUCACCUCCAAAGUACGACACAUGGAUUCAUUGUCUCGUAUGCACGCCUCACCAUCACAUUCAACCACAUCGGUCACCCCAACGAUGCCACAAUCGCCAAUUCAUACCACCAAUACCGCCACCAUCGUCGGCACUCCCACUCAUCAUCACAAUAACAGUAGCAAUAGUUCCAUAUACAAAUCCAAUUCGAAAAAAGAUCUGAGCUCGAGCUUCUCCAUUGGACAAUCACGUGAUAGAAAGCAACAAAAUUCCACCAACAAUUCACCCGUACGACGUGUCAGUAGCAAUAGUUUUGGUAGCAAAGGCAUCGAUUUAUCGAAUACCGCCGAACCCGUCGAAAAGGUCGAUGAUAUAAAUGGCCAAUCGGUCGAUGAAUCACCAAACAAUCCGGACCUAAUCCGAGAGUAUUUAAUGCGAACCAGAGAACCUCCAGCAAUAUUUCAACCAUCCGCUAUGAUGACGUACAAUCCAUUGAAAGCGUUGCAGCAGAAAUUUGUGAAUAUGGCCUAUAAGCAUCCACAAUUAUUGAUCGGCGAGAAAGACGAGUGUGAAAAAGUCGAUUCAGAGACCGAUGAACACGAGAUUGUAGACAAUUACAACAACGAUCAAAACAAAUGCCCACCAUUCAAAUUGAGUCUGUUCAAUGGCAAUGGUCACAGCGAAAAUUCAACGGCAGCGGCAACAGCAGCCUCAAACUCCAAUGCAGACUGUCGACUCAUUGGCAAUGUCAAACCAAAUCUAAUCAAAACAUGGGAACAACUGAACAGUGCAAUGACCUCGCAAUCGGAUGUAAUAAGUGGAUAUGCAAAGGAGAGAAACAACAGAGCGAAUGCCGCACGACACGAACACAUGAAUCCGAUGAUUUAUUUGAGCAACAAUCAUAUCUUAUUCGAUCAGAAAAUGCCUACCACAUCGAAGCAAAACGAAAGUUUUGUCAUCAAACGACCUGCAUCACAGUCCGGCCAUUUCUACGAUAGUAUAGAUAACGAAUCGGUUGUGACACAAGACGAUGACGAUCAAAUGAUUGCAUCAUUGUGCGAUGAAAUGGAGCAUGGUGGCGAAGCCAUGGCCGAAUACAUUUCAUUGAUUGAGAAAAAGGAAAAACUAUGCUGGUCCAUCGACAGUUGUAACUGAAACAUACAACUGCGGCCAGGCCUUCUUCAAACGAACGAUUCUGAAAUCGAAUUGAUUUUACAUGAACUGUAACGCACACAUACGACACUUUUACACGGCUGUUUUUUUAAGAGAAAAAAAGUAAAUUUAGUAACAUAAAUGAUAUUAGUUGUUUGGUUGGGAUGACACAGCUCGUUUUGUUCGAUUUCGUUUGUAAGAUAAAAUGAUAAUUCAAUUUAAUUGUCUGAUAAAUGAUUAAGAUGUUUAAUUGAUUCGACUGACUGGAGACAGGUUUGCAGCCUGAGAAAGACACACGAAUAAUGCACUGGUUAAGACAGACAACCACCCAAAUUGUUCUAUAGAUUUUUGGUGCACCACGGAAUCGUUUGUCAAUCAUAUGUUUUGUAUAUAGUUAUGACAUUCCAAAAUUAAUCGAGCAAAAAAAAAACAGCCUACAGUUUUCGAUUGCUGACAAGUCAAGCAAUUGUAGCACUAUCCGAUAUUAUCUAUUUUGAGAAGCAGUUAUUUUCAGUAUAUUUUAAUUAUCAUUUCAAUUAUUUAUUGUUUAUUUAUCCAUUGGUUUCAAACCAAACCCAUUUAUUGUUUUAAAAAACACAAGCAUUUACGAAUGGUCUUAAUCUAUCUGAAAUGUAUUGGGUCAAAAGGAUUUCUGUGCCAAUUAAAAAUGGGCAUCAGGUCAUUCACGCUUUGCUGUUGCAAUAAAAGUCUAAACAAGGAAGAUUGGUUAAAAGCAAUGUCUGAAUGUGAAAAGAAAAAAUUCUUCUCAGCAAAUAGCAUGAGAAAAAAUAUUCAAGAUUGAUUUCUUCAAAUUUAAACAAUUUGAAUCACAUUCACAUAUUUGUCGAAAUUUCUCUUGAAAAUUCUGCAGAGUCAAAGUGUGCUGAAAUCAAUUGGUUCUUUUUUGAUGACGUCGAUUCCUAUUAUUGGAAACAGAUGAUUGAAUUUUAGAACAAAAUCUCGAAAUGCAGAAUUAGAACUUGUGAGAUCAAACAUCUGUUAAAUGGAAUAAUUUUUACAGAAAAAUCAGUAAAGUAAACACAUUUUUAGUUCAAAUAUCCAAAUUCAAAGUGCUUAUUUAUUAAAUCCAGAGAGAAAUAAAACGAAUUAAGAAAGAAAUUACAA
Sitodiplosis mosellana (orange wheat blossom midge) is the source of this 6335-nucleotide messenger RNA. RefSeq lists its product as uncharacterized. NCBI's taxonomy places the organism in Eukaryota, Metazoa, Arthropoda, Insecta, Diptera, Cecidomyiidae. The transcript is spliced from 9 exons. The record is from RefSeq and is a predicted model, not a curated record. The coding region runs from base 1869 to 5213 and encodes 1114 amino acids.